CGGAUUUUGCCAGCAGCAGCACGGCAGCGAUAAUCGGAGAUUAGACGCCGAAGAUAAUACGGAAUACGCGAGUGAGCGAGUGAAGAUGUCCCAGACCCUGGACGAUCUGCUGUUGCGCCAGGAGCACGCCCGGCAACUGCGCCAGGCCACGCGCUCCAAGUUCCGGCGCAUCAACUCGCUGGAUCUAAUACCGGAGCACCCCAGCCAAUCGGAGGAGGAGGAGGACAAGGAAUCCCAGACGGCACACAAGCACUUUGUUACCCUGAGACGACAGCGGACGGCUGAUGGCAAUCUGCUGAGGCAUCAGUUUCAGACGCAGUCGCCGCCACAACCCAAUCUGGGCACCCGAGUCCUGCUCUUCGGACCACAGCUGCUGAUGCGUCUGGUGCUGACCAUCUUGAGAUACGUCCUCUACAUACCACUGUCCAUUGCGGCGCCCAGCUUUUGGUUGUCCGCCCUGCUCUGGAUCUUUUGGAAACUGCUGCGGGUGCCCAUUGCGUUGGUCAAGUGGCUACUGAGCGGCGAGGAGGAGCUGGGUACAGUGCAGCGACAGAAGACCAUACUCCUCAGCUGCGGCAGCACCAUACAGACCCUACAUCUGGCACGGAAUUUCUACGGAUCCGGCGCCCGUGUGGUGGUCUUUGAGUUCGAAGGAUUGUUCGGAUUGGCCAGGUUUUCCACAGCGGUGGACAAAUUCUAUGUGGUGCCACGGCCAACGGCCAGCAAUCCGGAUCAGUACAUAGCCGCCCUGUGCCACAUAGUGAAGAAGGAACGACCCUCGGUCUAUAUACCCGUUUGUGCCACCAGUCCGGCAUACUAUGAUUCCCUGGCCCGACCACAUCUGGAGGUCCUGGGCUGUGCCAGUUUCAUACCCGGAGUUCAGGAGACACUGCAGCUGGAUGACUGCCUCCAGCUCUUUCAGAGAUGCGAGCAGCAACAGAUGGCUCUGCCAGCCCAUGUGGUGCUGACUGCUCCACGGCAAUUGCAGCAGAUCUACGAGAGCGGAUUCGUGGGCAGCUAUAGGAACAUACUCAUGGCCGCAGGGAUGCAGGGAGUCCUGGAGCGACACAAGUACAUACUGCCCAAUAGGCGGGCGGAACUGAAGCUAAAUCAGCACGAGAUCAGCGAGCGACAGCCGUGGCUGGUGGUGAGAGAUCAGCCAGGCUAUCACCACUAUGUGACCUGCACGACCGUCAAGGAUUCGCGGUUGGUGGCCAAUGUGAGCUGUCGGGUGGAGCAUCAUACCAAGAAUCUGAUCCCAGUGCCCAGGGACGAUGAGGCGCAGAUAGAACUCUGGUUGCGUUCCUUCUUCGCCAAGGUGCGCUUUCAGAGGCCCAUCAAUGGGCAUAUAAGCUUCCGCCUGGUCAAGAGCCCCGCUCAUGGUGGUCAGUUCGUGCCCCUGGGCACGCGACUGGGCGUGGCCCUGCCCUACAUAUGCCACAAUCGAUCGCAUGCCCAGUUGCUGUGCCGUGCGAUGAAGUGCAUCCACAGGCGGGGACUGCCCGAGGACGAACUGCCCAACUGGAGCUGGUCGGCGCUGGAGAGAAGCACCUCGACCACGGCGCUGGACAAGCGGGAGGCAUUGUUCGCCUACUGGGAUCCACUGCCCUAUUGUGCCUACUAUCAUUUCCAGCUGCCGCUGGAGAACGUGAAGCUGUUUUUGCAGCGCCGGAAUCGCAGCGCGACCAAAAGCUUAUCGCCACGCAUCACGGUACCGGUUCAUUGAACGGAGCGGCCGGAGCUGGAGCCACUGCAUCGCCUUUAAGCAUCGAACAGCAGCAUCUAGCCACUGGCAUCCAGCAUCAGGCGUUUCUUUAGCGAGAGAGAUUACACAGACUGAUCAAUAAUGGAAUAUAUAGAAAUCUAUAUAGCAUAUAUAUGUACAUAUAUAUAUAUAUAUAUAUAUAUAUAUUUGCAUUCUACACUAUUUCUUUUUUUUUGUUUACGCCAUUGGGGUUCAACAUCCAUCUAAGAAGAUUAGGCCGUUAAAAAACAAACGUGUACCGCUCACACACACACACCACACACACACAUGCACGAAUAUAGCUUUUAUACCACAAUAUAUUGUACAAUAAAUAAUAUUUAUAUUUUAA
Drosophila sechellia is the source of this 2093-nucleotide messenger RNA. RefSeq lists its product as uncharacterized. Bases 86 to 1726 code for a protein of 546 amino acids. The record is from RefSeq and is a predicted model, not a curated record. The transcript has a single exon. NCBI's taxonomy places the organism in Eukaryota, Metazoa, Arthropoda, Insecta, Diptera, Drosophilidae.